Nelumbo nucifera (sacred lotus) is the source of this 2598-nucleotide messenger RNA. Its product is annotated as protein BUD31 homolog 2. Gene Ontology annotation, molecular function: RNA binding; protein binding. The record is from RefSeq and is a predicted model, not a curated record. NCBI's taxonomy places the organism in Eukaryota, Viridiplantae, Streptophyta, Magnoliopsida, Proteales, Nelumbonaceae. Gene Ontology annotation, cellular component: spliceosomal complex; nucleus. Gene Ontology annotation, biological process: RNA modification; mRNA splicing, via spliceosome.
CCAGCGCUUGAACCAGAGUUCCUACGGCCAGGUUGGGGUUUUCGUUUUUCAAUCUCAAAGUUGGAUCUGCGUCCAGGUGGUAAUUUGUUGCUUCUUUAAUUUUACUUUUCUGAGUUUGAUGGACACCAAGAGGAUUUUAUCCAUGCUCAAAGCAUGUACAACUUCAAAGUCAUUAAAACAGGGCAAGCUUCUCCACCAAAAGAUAAUCUUACUUGGCCUACAAAACAACAUCUCUUUAUGUAAAUACCUUAUCAAUCUCUACUUUUCUUGCCAUUUAUUUGAAUACGCACGGUUAGUUUUUCAGACUGUAGACAACCCAUUAGAAAUUUCUUUGUGGAAUGGCCUUAUAGCCGCUUACACAAGGUACCAAUUGUACAGUGAAGCUCUUCAGCUUUUCCAGAAGUUGCAGUUCUUCCCUCAUCUCAAACCUGAUAAUUUCACCUACCCAAGUGUUUUGAAGGCCUGUAGUGGAUUGCAAAGUGUUGAAAUAGGAAAGAAGAUUCAUACCCAUGUGAUCAAAACUGGUUUUGAAUUUGAUGUAGUAGUUGCAAGCUCUUUGGUUGGCAUGUAUGCCAAAUGUGGCCUGUUUGACUUGGCAAUUCAGUUGUUCAAUGAAAUGCCUAAUAGAGAUGUUGCCUGUUGGAAUACUGUGGUGUCUUGUUAUUAUCAAAAUGGGCAACCAGAAAAAGCACUCGACUUGUUUGAAAAGAUGAAAAGUUCUGGUUUUCAGCCUGAUUCAGUGACAUUCACGACUGUUCUUUCUGCUUGUGCAAGGCUUUUGGAUUUGGAAAGUGGGAAGGAGAUUCACAGGGAAGUAAAAAGAACUGGGUUUCAUUUGGAUGGGUUCAUUAGCUCAGCUCUUGUGGACAUGUAUGGAAAAUGUGGGUGUUUGGAAAUGGCUAGAGAGGUUUUUGAACAGAUCCCAAUGAAGAGUGUGGUCUCUUGGAACUUGAUGAUUGCUGCAUACAGUCUAACUGGUGAUAGUCACUCAUGCCUGGAGCUUUUCCGAAGGAUGAAUGAGGAAGGAGUGAAACCUACUUCAACUACUUUAAGUAGCAUCUUGAUAGCUUGUUCCAGAUUAGCUAAGCUACACAAGGGGAAAUUUAUUCAUGGUUAUAUAAUAAGAAAUGAGAUAAUAUCUGAUAUAUUCAUUUACAGCUCACUUGUUGAUCUUUACUUUAAAUGUGGAAGUGUUAUCUCAGCUGAACAUGUCUUUAAGGAGAUGCCGAAGACACACGUGGUCUCUUGGAAUGUGAUGAUUUCAGGAUAUGUAACAAUAGGUUAUUACUUUGAGGCUCUUCACAUCUUCUAUGACAUGAGAGUUGCUGGUGUUAAACCAGAUUCUGUUACAUUCACUAGUAUCUUGCCGGCUUGUUCACAACUAGCAGCUCUAGAACAGGGAAAGGAGAUCCACAAAUAUGUCAAGGAGAAUGGUUUUGAAUCUGAUGAGAAGGUUAUGGGUGCUCUCUUAGACAUGUAUGCAAAAUGUGGCACUGUGGAAGAAGCACGCCAAGUCUUUGAUAGGCUACCAGUGAGAGACUUUGUCUCAUGGACCUCCAUGAUUACAGCUUAUGGGUCUCAUGGACAAGCUUUCAAGGCAUUGGAGCUUUUUAGUAAAAUGCAGGAUUCCAAUGCAAAACCAGACAAAGUAACUUUCCUUGCAAUAAUGUCUGCUUGUAGUCAUGCAGGGUUGAUUGAUGAAGGGUGUUAUUUUUUCAAUCAAAUGACAGCUAGCUAUGGGAUUAAACCUACAUUGGAACAUUACUCAUGCUUAAUUGAUCUUCUUGGACGUGCUGGUAGACUGCGUGAAGCUUAUAGCAUCAUCCAAAACACACCAAGCAUACAAACAAAUUUUGAUUUGUUAAGCACAUUAUUUUCUGCAUGCAACAUGCAUGAUGAUUUAGAAUUGGGGGAGAAAAUUGCAAGAUUGCUCAUUGAGGAGGAUCCUAAUGAUCCAUCAACCUAUGUGACUCUUUCCAACAUGUAUGCAUCUAUUGGAAAAUGGAAUGAAGUACGCAAGGUAAGGUUAAAGAUGAAAAAGUUAGGAUUGAAGAAGAGCCCAGGAUGCAGCUGGAUUGAGAUUGAUAAGACAAUCCACCCUUUCUUUGUUGAUGAUAAAUCGCACCCAAGGGCAGAUGUGCUCUAUGUAUGUCUAGAGAAUCUUUUCAAACACAUGGAAAAGGAUGAAAUACUGUUAGAUUAGGAAUCUGAGGGAACAUGGAUGAAGAUACGCUUCUACAUACCUGACACUUCUACAUGAUUGAAUCUUGAAUCAAUUAGAAGUCUGAGUGGUGACACACCAUCAUCUGCACUUUGUUUAGGUGUAAGGAGGUUUUUUGUGUUACUGUUUUUUGCUUCAUCUGCGAUCUCCUCAUGAAAAUGCUGACCAAGUUAAAGUUGCAAAUCUCCAAGUCUCCUAUCACCUAUAUAGGUAUAGGUCAGAGCUGAAAACAAUUACUAAAUUAUUAUGGAAAUUGUACUAAGUCACUUGUUUGUAGAUUUGUUUUUAAUAAAUUAUGCAUGCUUUUCAUAUGUUCUUGUUGAUUUUAAUUCCAUUUAUCAAGAAGAAGAUGAAUAAUUUGUUUGUGGGUUGGUGAU